Messenger RNA from Cheilinus undulatus (humphead wrasse), 9889 nucleotides. It is a transcript of the gene nup98, whose product is annotated as nucleoporin 98 and 96 precursor. The transcript is spliced from 35 exons. Gene Ontology annotation, biological process: RNA export from nucleus; protein import into nucleus; post-transcriptional tethering of RNA polymerase II gene DNA at nuclear periphery. Gene Ontology annotation, cellular component: nuclear pore; nuclear pore cytoplasmic filaments. Gene Ontology annotation, molecular function: structural constituent of nuclear pore. The record is from RefSeq and is a predicted model, not a curated record. NCBI's taxonomy places the organism in Eukaryota, Metazoa, Chordata, Actinopteri, Labriformes, Labridae. Bases 181 to 5700 code for a protein of 1839 amino acids.
ACGGUUAUCGACAGUUUUCCCUCCUCGUUCACAGAGCGAUCCGGCUAUUCCGAUGUUUGUCUAAACUUACAUCGUUUUGGACGCGAUAGCUUUGGUAUAAGAAAAAACGGAGGAACGGAAUCCCUACGACGACAGUACCGUCGCUCCAGAAGACCUAUGAGGUCCUGCUAGCAGGGCAAGAUGUUCAACAAGUCGUUUGGUACUCCCUUUGGUGGAGGGACGGGGGGGUUUGGUACCUCGUCAACCUUCGGUCAGCAAAACACAGGUUUUGGGGCAACAGGAGGCUUUGGGGCAUCUGCAUUUGGGACAACGAGCAACGCCGGAGGACUGUUCAGUGCCACACAGAAUAAACCUGGCGGUCUGUUUGGGUCGAGCACCUUCAACCAGCCAGCGACUUCCUCCACCAGCACUGGCUUUGGUUUUGGUGCAGCGAGCGGAACCUCCACAAAUUUGUUUGGCAGCACUGCGACGGGCACCACCAGCGGACUCUUCUCCCAGCAGAACAAUGCCUUCGGUGCCAACAAACCCACCACCUUUGGGAACUUCGGGACGAGCACCAGCACCGGCGGGCUGUUUGGCUCCACCAACACCACCGCCAACCCUUUUGGUGGCACCACCUCCCUGUUCGGAGGUUCGGGCUUCUCCGCCACACAGCAGCCAGGAACCACGGUCAAAUUCAAUCCUCCAACAGGAAGUGACACGAUGGUGAAAGCAGGUGUGACCACGAACAUCAACACCAAGCACCAGUGCAUCACCGCCAUGAAGGAGUAUGAGAACAAAUCUCUGGAGGAGUUGAGGCUCGAGGACUACCAGGCGGGCAGGAAGGGUCCGACCAACCCGAUGGCGGCGGGGACAGGCAGCUUGUUCGGAGCGGCAACGGCUACGUCCAGUGCCACCACCGGUCUGUUCGGCUCCUCCGCCCCCAACACCAGCUUCUCCUUCGGACAGAACAAGAGCACUUUUGGAGCAACUGCUGCCGGCGGUUUUGGUACAACAGCCGGCGGUCUGUUCAGCCAGCCUGCGCAGCAGCCGGCCGGCAGCCUCUUCAAGCCGUUUGGACAGGCGACCACCACACAGAGUACGGGCUUCUCCUUCGGGAAUACUAACACCAUGGGACAGGCCAACACCAGCAGCAUGGGUUUGUUUGGGAACACGGCAGCGUCUCAGUCUGGUGGAUUGUUCGGCGCUGCUCAGACGAGUACGGCCACCGGCUUUGGGACGGGCACCGGGCUGUUUGGACAAACCAACCCUGGAUUUGGAAACGUUGGCACUCAGCCGAGUCUUUUCGGUAAUAAGACAGCGGGGUUCGGCACCACCACCACCAGUGCUCCGUCGUUCGGCACCGGCACUGGGCUGUUUGGAAACAAACCGGCACUCACGCUGGGGACAGGAACCAACACGUCCACCUUUGGAUUUGGUGCAAACCCCGCUGCAGGGAGUCUGUUUGGUAACAAACCAGCGACAGGAGGACUGGGAACCGGACUGGGAACCAGCUUUGGAACAGCAGUGGGUACAGGUCAGACGUCUCUGUUUGGGAAUAACCAGAACAAACUGGGCACCACGCUGGGAACCAUGGGAACAUUCGGAGCAACUGGAUUCAAUAGUGGAACGAGCACGCUUGGGUUUGGAGCUCCACAGCAGCCUGUCGCUCUGACUGAUCCAAAUGCAGCAGCAGCACAGCAGGCCAUGCUCCAGCAGCAGCUCAGUGUCCUCGCCUACUCACCGUAUGGAGACUCUCCGCUGUUCAGAAACCAGCUGUCAGACCCAAAGAAGAAGGAGGAGCGCCUGAAACCAACUAAUCCAACAGCCCAGAAGGCUCUGACCACGCCCACUCACUACAAGCUUACACCUCGCCCUGCCACCAGAGUUCGCCCCAAAGCGCUGACAUCAUCAGGAGCCUCUAAGACGCAGCUCUUCGACGGCCUGGACGAUGACGAACCCUCGCUCACCAACGGAGCCUUCAUACCCAGGAAGAGCAUCAAGAAGCUGGUGCUGAAGAACCUGAACAGCAGUCAGUACAACAGCCCAAUCAACAAAGAGACAGACGACCUCGCUUCACCGCCAGAGUAUCCACAGAACGGACACAGUCACAUGGAGGAGGAAGAGGAGGAGCUGAGGGAGGAACCAGGGCCCAGCAGCCGAGCUGACGACGACCCCGAGGUCACACAGUUCUACGUCAACCCCAUCGCCAAGCCGAUCCCUCAGGGCCGUGUCCAGACCAGCCUGCAGGACACCAUCAGCGACCUCAACAUGCACAAAGCAUCCAGGAACGGACUGGAGCUGAGCAGCGAGGAUGUGUCGGCGUCUCUGGGAGAAGAGUCUCUGCAGGAGGAGAGAGAGGAGGAGCCGCAGGAGUCCCAACAGUCUCCUCACCCUGCAGGCAUCGUUCUGAGCCGUGUUGGCUACUACACCAUCCCCUCUAUGGACGAUCUGUGUGAGAUGGUGGACGAGAACGGAGAGUGCGUGGUGGAGAACUUCACUGUUGGCAGGAAAGGCUACGGCUCAGUCUUCUUCCCCGGCGAGGUGAACGUGACGGGACUGAACCUGGACGAGAUCGUCCACUUCAGACGCAAAGAGGUCAUCGUUUACCCUGAUGACAAAAACAAGCCGCCAGAGGGGGAGGGCCUUAACAGGCGGGCAGAGGUGACUCUCGAUGGCGUUUGGCCAAAUGACAAGACGACCUGCAUGCAGAUACGGAGCCCGGAGCGUCUGACUGACAUGAACUACGAGGGUCGUCUGGAGAAAGCUUCACGCAAGCAAGGCGCCAAAUUCCUCGAGUACAGACCUGAGACGGGAUCCUGGGUGUUUGAGGUGAGCCAUUUCUCCAAAUAUGGCCUCCAGGACUCCGACGAGGAAGACGACGUCCCGCUUAAAACCGACCCCAAGAAGCUGAAGACGAUGCCCCUUCCUCCCUCCAAAGUGCAGCAGCAGCCCCCUCCCUCCCAGCAGCAGGUGGCGCCGCAGGCUCAGUCCACCGUCGUCCUGGAUCCCCCGAGCAGUGUUGCUGAACUGGACAGCGACAUGGCGGACAUCACCCAGAGCUUUCCGACAGAGAGCAUGCUGGGAGGAGAAGAGGAGAGCGAGCCACCUCUAUCGGAGAUGGAGACGACGGGCGGGAAGCUCGCAGGUUUGAUCGCCGCGGAGCAUGAAGGCAUCUCUGCAUCCGGUCACAUCGCGUCCUCGCUGGGCAUCAACCCUCACACGCUGCAGAUCAUGAAGGCGUCUCUUUUUGCUGACGAUGAGGAGGAUGGAGACAUGCUUCAGGAUCACGUGGCCAUGAAAGUCUCUGAUGUCUCAUCCCCUCGCAUCAUCCAUCCAGGAACUCAGAGCAGACCCUCGGUUGGCGGCCUCCUUCAGACUCGCUUCACCUCCGGUCUCUUCUCUCAGCUGUCAGACUCCUCCCCCCGCCAUCCUCUUUUCCCUCCCCCUUUGUCUCGGGGGUCUCCUGCAACAGUCGAACCCUCACGGUCGCUGCAGUGGGCGGGGCCUGGCCCCUCAUCCUUCCUGCUGCCCCCCCGGGCUUCUGAGCCGGCGAUCAGGACGGUUGGCGUGCGACGUCUAGGCGGUCCAGUGCCCCUGAAAGAGUCGGUCACCGAGGGGAAGGGCCGUCUGCUGAUGGAUGCCGGGCUGUUUGCUGGCAGAUCCUUCAGGGUGGGGUGGGGUCCUGGCUGGACGCUGGCUCACUGCGGCCAUCAGCUGAGCUCACCACCAAACAAACAACUCGACCAAGAACUGACGGCCAAAACAGACUUCAGCUUCCUACCCAAACCGGCCAAGAGCAAACCUCUCGUAGAAAGUCCCUACAAGGUUCUGUUGGAGCAGAUCAUCGGCCUGGAGCCUCCUUCAGUGAGGAUCAGUGAUGAAGAGGAGGAUGAAGAGAGCCAGGCGGUGCUGCAGCGCCCCCUGGAGAUCUGUCUGAAGCACAGCACUGUCGACACCACUGAUGCCUCUGCCUGCCCGCUGAUCCAACCACAGGCCGGCGUGGCGGCGCUGCACGAGUACGCUGAGUGGAUCAACGAGGUGAACGACCAGAAGGGAGACACAGACCCAGUGCUGGGGUACUGGUCGGAGGUCUGGACGCUCUGCGAGGCCCUGUGGGGUCGUUUGGGUCCUGCAGAUCAAGAAACGGAUAUGGAGACGCCCGGCGAGUAUGAGCAGCAGCUGGAGAGGAGGCGGAGCUUCUCCGCCUGGCUCGCCCGCGGCGCUUCCUGCAGAGUGGAGGAGGAGGUGGCUCAGGCGAAAAAGGGCUACCACACGGACGCCAUCUUCAGCUACCUGACGGGAAACCGCAUCAGUGAGGCGUGUCGACUCGCUCAGAAGGAAGGAGACCACCGUCUGUCCCUGCUGCUGUCCCAGGCCGUUGGUUCCCAGUACACCCGGAACCUUCUCGCCAUGCAGCUGGCCGACUGGAACCGCAUGCAGACAGACAGCUACCUACCUGAGGAGAGACUCCGCAUCUUCACGCUGCUCGCCGGGAAACCUGUGUGGCAGUCGUCAGACUCCGUAGUAAACGUGUGCUCAGGUCUGGACUGGAAGCGCUGCGUGGCCGUCCACCUCUGGUUCAUGCUGUCGCCGACAGCUUCAGUGGCAGACGCCCUUGCCAAGUACGAAGCCGCCUUCCAGGGCUCAUGUGAAGGUGGAAAGUAUGCCUGCGCCCCACUGCCUCCGUACAUGGAGGCGGAUCAGCUGGACAUGGAGGAUGAAGAGGAGGAGUCUAAACGGCCGCUUCACGACCUCUGCUUCCACCUGCUCAAACUCUACAGUGACAGACACUACAGCCUGCAGCAGCUGUUGGACCCUCUGACCGUCACCUGGGAGCGUCUGGAUUACCGUCUGAGCUGGCACCUUUGGGGCGUCCUGCAGGCGCUUCAUUACAGCCACCUGAGCGCCUCACGGCAGGGACUCCUCCACGCCAGCUACGCCGCUCAGCUGGAGAGCGCCGGACUGUGGCACAUGGCCAUCUUCAUCCUGCUGCACAUCCCGGACCACACUCAGCGGGAGCGAGCCGUGCGGGAGAUGCUGACCCUCCACUGCCCCCUGCAGGACACGGACGAGUCAGUGCAGAGGGAGCGCUUCCUGACUGAGAGGCUUCUGAUCCCGGAGCAGUGGAUCCACGAGGCCAAGGCCACCCGGGCACGCUGCGACUCCAACAGACACCUGGAGGCUCUGCACCUUUACCGCGCCGGAUACUGGAGCCAGUGUCAUCGCCUGCUGAUCCAACAUCUGGCCUCAGACUGCAUCAUAAAUGAUAACCACGACUACCUGCUGGAGUUUCUGGAGGGGCUGGCAGUCCCUGAACACAGCGCCACCAUCCAGGACUGGGACACGGCAGGAAGAGUCUACCUGGACUACAUCCGAGUCAUCAAGACUCUGCAGGACAUCCAGCAGAUGGAAAACGCCGGUUAUGAGCUGGAGCGUCUCUACACUGACGUGACGUCUCUGUGCAGCAGGAUCGAGCUGCUGCCCUGCAGCAGUGCCAGAGACAGACUCGCCCAAUCAGAAAUGGCGAAGCGUGUGGCGAACAUCCUGCGCGUAGUGCUGAGUCUGCAGCAGGGCGACGCUGCGUCCGACUCCCUCAGCAUCCCCCUCACCCAGCUGGCCCCGCACAUCACCCGCCUGCCAAUGCCCGAGGACUACACGCUGGAGGAGCUGCGAGGCCUCACGCAGUCCUACCUGAGACAGCUCAUCGUCAGCCAAUGAGAGCGCAGAAACACGAGCAGGAGAGCAGACACAUCGACAGAGCUCUGCUCAGAUUUUCUGAAAUCAGACGCAGAACUGUUUCAAAAAGACAGAAAGUGAAGACUUUGAAAAAACUGAGACCUUUGUGGAGUUUUAUGUUUGUUUGACAUCAGACAUCAUCUUUCUGAGCUUCUUCGUUUCCACGUCAUCCAAUGGGAAAAGAGCUCCAUCGGUCGCUUUGUUGGAGCCUCGAGAGGAGAGUUAGCAGUGGGUGACGUGAAAUGACUCCUAAAUUAAAUCACAGCAGUGAGAUCCAAAUGUUUAUUCACCAAUAAUCUCACUUGGUUGAAAUCCCAGUUAUGUAAAGGGUUUAAGGUUCCUCACAUCGUGUCAGAAUAAAGAGGUCAAGUGUAAGGGUUCACGGAGCAGGAGUUACCAAACUAUCUUUAUAAUUUCCUCAGAUUUCCUCUAAACCACAGACAUGAGGGCGAUUUGAACCAGUUUUUACAGUUCUAAUCCUCCGAGAAGAUUCAGUCAGACUGAGACCAGACUCCUGCUGUUUGUAGUCCCGGCUCCACAGACAUGGAUCUCAUAGAAACUCCUGAUCAAAUGUGACUGCAGAAAAAAAAACAAAAUCCCACCAGGUAGCUAUUCACCUCUGACUUUGCUAACUAUUGUUUCUCUUUUUACAGAAAUAAAAACAGACAUAGCUCACAUUUGCUCUCAUAUGAUACGAUAGUUUCUCUUUAGAGGCUAAAAUUUGCUACGAUACGUUAGAUCACAGCAACCUUUGACUUCCAAAAUAGAAUCAGCUCAGCAUGAAGUCAGGGUGAGAAAUUUUGCAAAAUUCCCCCCAUGCAUUCUUGAAUAAUUGUGCCACUUUUCAAUGGUCACUGUGACCCCGCCCCCUUAAAUGUACUCACUCCAUCAAUAUGGUGCAAAGCUUCAAGGAAACCCCGAAAGCAUUCUUGAAGUAUGCAGAGCUAACGUUGUCGGCUAAACUACGGCUAAUAAGGUUUAACUACCUUUUUUCAUCAGGGUGACUGAAAUAGCUGAAGAUGGAUCUCGGGUGACAAAAGUGAGUUUUCAUCAAGGAGGCUAAAUCAAGACUAGACUGUCAGUGCUGGACAAAAUCCACGACACCCCCCAGAUUUUCUUCUCUAUAUCUUAAAGGGUUUAAAGUAUUGAUUGUGCACUAAUAAGGAUGUUUCACAGUUAUAAUAAUGACAUCGAAGUGGUUGUUUUGGCUAAAGGAAAGACUGAACUGUAAGGACUUUUUAUUGACUAAAACUGGACGAAUGAUUAAAAGUAGACAAACAGAGAAACGACUCAAAUGUGACUGAAACUAAAAGCCAUUGUAAUCUUAAGAUUAAGACUCAAAGAUUUAAAGAAGCAGCUAAAUUUAACACCAGAGGAGUGUUGACAAGGAUGCAAAGGAGGGACUGUCACCGACACGGAGGCGUAACCAAAAUGAUUUUGGAGUUAUGCUGGUAUUCGCAUAUUUCCACAGGCUGGUCUGCAUUCUCAGAUUUCCAUGUUUAUGAUGACUCUUUCUUCUUCUGGCUCUCUCUGGCUGUUGUGGUUCCUCCGCCUCCCUAAUCUGACUAAAUAUCAACCAUGUCUGAUGUUUUUGAUUUAAGAUCAGGGAGGCUCUGACUCCAUCAGGAGCAGUUUAAUAAUUAUGUAAAGGAUAUUUGGACCCAAAAUCAGGCUUCUAAUCGUCUAGUGUGCAGCCUGCCUCCAUAUGUAGAAAAUGUGAAAUACCCCUGCUGUCUGCUUCGAGCUAUGGUAUGUUCAAAUCAUCUUUGAAUUUUCAGUCUCUUAGUUUUGGACUGUGCACAUUACCAAAACAAAACAACUCCUAGAUGACGUGUUUCAGCUUGAUCCAGCUUCUGUACUCAGUACUAAGAGUUUAGGGUGGUAAAAAUACAGUCAGACCACAAAUAAGACUUCUUUCUAAACUCUGCUUGAGUUAUUAGAAAACUGAAACCAGGGUGAAGGUGCAGCUUCCCAGCUUGUGUCAAAAUACUCAAAAACAUCGGAAGCAGUUUGUUCAAGCAGAAAUAGAUUGGUCUGUUAGUAAUCUGGAGCCUUAAAUAGAGAUUAAAAUUAGAGUUAGACUAAGAAUUAUUUAAUGAUCUAGUGUUUAAAGAUCUACAAAAAAAACUGGCCUUUUCACUUCCAUAGAGUUUGUCUGGCUUUAAAAAUCCUCCUCAACUUCACUCCAAAGAAACGUCACGUUUUUGUUGAGCUGGUGUUUAAAUCUGAGCAGUAAGGACCAAAAGUCGUAUCUGGAUAUCUCCUAGCUGAGCGGGGAUAUACAUAAUUUAUGUCUGGAUGUUUUUCAGUCAAGAAUUAAAUGUUUUUUUGUUUUUUUUUUAUGAAAGCAGAAUGAUAAACUUUGAUGAUUCUAGUCAAAUAAACCACAGUGAAACCUGUUUGAUACCAGGGAGAGAUAAACACCUGAUAGUGGGAAACAGUAGACACAUUCCUACACACUGUCUAAAGUGUAUAAAAUCACAUAUUUCCAUAUAACAAGGUUGUCCAAAAUGAUCUAUUCUCUAAUGUGUUUGAAAAGGAUCAAAUCUCCAUUAUUUUAAUGAUGGGUAGAAUCAUAAAGUCCAGACCUUCCUGAUCUUCAGAGUUUUAAACAAAGAGAGAGAGAGAUCUGUCAGAAGUUUGUUGGCAGCCAUUGGAAAAGUUUUAAACUGGCUAAGAGUAAAUGAUCUGUUGGUUUUGCUAACUCGUCAUAAAUUUGACUCAUUUUUCCAAAUCUUGUCAGCGUAUUUAUACAAAAUCCUCUUUUCUCACCAGAUCUGCUCACUUUCUUUAAAUUGGAGAUUUAUUCAUGCAACCUUUCACCCCCCAAAAACACCCUGAUGAGUUUGCUCCUCACAGUUCUGCCCACUUUUCCAAAUGUUGAGAACAUAAUUGAUAUCACAGACAUCACUCCUCACCAGUUAAACACAUUUUUUUCCAACGGAUUUAUGAAAUUCAACAGCGUGCAGGAAUUUGUCUGCAAUUGUUCAUCAUUAAAAACAAUAAACUGCUCAAUAUCAGACGCCCAGGACUGCCCUGGGGUAAAAUAGGCAUCAAUAUUCUUUAUUUUUUUUUUCUUAAUUGACCUUAAAUCCACUCAGAUAUUUUUACCAAGCAUUAGGACUACAGUCUCUGUUUUUGCCGACCCGACCUAUGCUGAUAGAAACCUUGAAUCUUGUCUGAAAUUAAACCAAGCAUCUUAAAAAUCAGAUUUAUUGCCCAGCCUUACAUGUUCAUUGAAAGGCUGUAGGAGGAUGGAACAUAUAAAUGCUAUGUGAAUAUUAAUCUUAUUAAUGCAGACCAGCUGUGAUGUACACAGAGUCCAUUUGUCUGCAGGCUCCAAGUGCAAACAGCUGAUGGUCUAUUUUUGUAGAUUUCUUGUUUUUUUGUUGUUUGAAAGUCAGAAGUGUGCGUGCAUGUAAAUCAGAGAAGACUCCAAACAUACGAGUAUUUUUUAUAUCUAUCAUCACUUCAUUUACUCUCCAAAGUGAAGAGUUUCCUUCCAAAACAAGACGCCAGCCAGAGAUUUCACUGCGUGUAAAUGAUAUAAAUAUUGUAUAUUUUUGGACAAAUCAAACAGGGAUUAUCAGGUCGUUUUUAUCCUCAACCUUUAAUUAUUGAUAAAGGAUGCAAAUGUUUUGGAACGAAGCCCUUCACUUAUCGUUUGACUGAAAGGUCACUUUGCUUUUUGUUGUAGAAUAACUGUCAGCUCGCCACAAAAGUCUGUUUUUUUCAAACUAAACUCCAUUUUGUUUUGUUGUUUUUCAGUGAACCGGAAGCUCAGUGAUGUCGGUUUAUUCUCCUGUUUAACAGAAUGAGUGUUGUGUACAUGGACGGAUACUCUUUGUGUGUGUGAGCAUGUUUCUGAUGAUUUUGUUGAUAAUAUUUUUUAAUAAAGUCAAGUAGAAUUAAAAAAAUACAAGAUGUUUGUUUUCCUUUCCUGGUCCAGACCACCACACUACCACCACCAUGUCUGACUGUUGGUCCGAUGUUCUUCUGAUGAAAUGCUGUUAGUUUGACUCCAGAUAGAACGGGACGCUCACCUUCCAAAACUUCUGUCUGGUUAGACCUCAGAAUAUUUCCCAGAAGUCUCGGGGAUCAUCAGGAUGUUUUUAGUCAAAUGUGAGAUGAGCCUUUGUGUUCUUCUUGGUCAGCAGUGGUUUUGGCCUUG